UGAUGAUGGCGGCGGUGGCGGCCGCGCUCCGGGCCUGGGCCGAGGCGGCGGCGCGGGCGGAGGAGGCGGCGCGGGCGGCUCUGGCGGCCUCGGCCCCGCUGCUGGGCUCGCUGGCGGCGCUGGCGGCGCAGAUGCGGGCGGCGCGGCGGCUGCCGUGGGACGCGACGCCGCUCGGCGCCUUCCCGGGGCUGCGGGCGCGGCUGUGGCAGAAGCAGCGCGGCGCGGCCGAGGCGCUGCUGGAGCAGCUGGGCGGGCGGCGGGAGGAGCUGCGGGCCGUGCGGGACGCGGUGGGGAGCGCAGCCAGCGCCGUGCGGCGGCUCUGCGAGGAGCGGGGAUCGGAGCGGGGAUCGGAGCGGGGAUCCACCGGGCUGAGACUGUGCGAGGAGCGGGGAUCGGAGCGGGGAUCCACCGGGCUGAGACUGUGCGAGGAGCGGGGAUCGGAGCGGGGAUCCACCGGGCUGAGACUGUGCGAGGAGCGGGGAUCGGAGCGGGGAUCCCCCGGGCCGUGCGAGGAGCGGGGAUCCACCGGGAUGUGCGAGGAGCGGGGCCCGGCCGAGCUCCGGCUGCCGGCGGCUCUGCGGCGCGGGCCGCGCUGCCCCUCGCUGGCCGAUGUGUUGGAGGGGCUGCAGGACGUGGAACGCUGCUACCGGCACCUGUAUCCUCACGAGGGGCUCUGGGCAGCGCUGGGGGGCUGUUUUCUACUUGUUGUCCUUAUCGGGUACGAAGGUACUUGGAGAGCAAGCUGCUCCUGCAGCGCCUCAGCUUGGACAGCCUGGCAGAUGUGGAAGCUCUCCCGCAGUCCUGGGAGAGGAUUUUGGAGCACUACAGAGAAAACGACGUUGUUAAAGAUACACUCCUGAAGGUCUCACUGUUUGUGGAGAACCAUCAGGAGGUGAGCUGCUCCCCUGGCUCCUGACAGGGCAGCAGGGACUGGCCCUGCCCAGCUCCUGGUGUGUUCUGUGAUGCUGCAAAGGGGAUGAGGAAUUGAGGGAGAUCUCCUGGUGCCUUUUGGAAGCUGAAUGAGUUGAGUCUUGGCCUCAGCAUGAAAUGCUCAAACUGUGCCAUUUUCAAGUGGAAAUGGCCUUGGUCUCUGAAGAAGAAGCUGAGCUGGAAAAGCCAUGAGGAUGGACAGGAGUCACCUCCAGCUGUGGAAUUUGUCCUUUCCUUCUCCUGAUGUGGAGGUUUUGUAUCAUGGAAAAAAUGUUGAUGCCGACUUACAUGAGGUGCUGCAGAUGUGUAACAGAGUCCUUCAGGCUGGUGCCAUGAAAGGUGUUUGGGCUCUGUCCUUAGAAAUAAAGAAAAUAUGUCUGGUUAGGGCACCUCAUGGCCUUGAGCAGUGUGUUUGCAUUCAUCCCACCUGGGCAUGGAGAGGAAUGAAGCAAAUGUGGCUUGAAAAUGUAAUUAUGGAGGUGCACAGAUGCCUGAGUUCUGACACAGGCAGUUUUCAAAGGUCUUGCACACACUGCUCUCUUAACACUGAAAUCAGCCUUAAAACAUCACUGUGGUAGGCACUGCUGACUGUUCUGGAACACCUUUUGUUGGCCGUGGCACUGAUCCUCUGAACAGUUCUGGGAAGCAGUGGGAUGUUUGUCUCCAAAUUGUGUAGUUGGUAAGGAGCUGCAGCUUCUCAGAGAAAGCCAAUAAAGAGUUGCAUUGCAUACAUUG
Molecule: messenger RNA, 1665 nt
Organism: Oenanthe melanoleuca
Lineage: Eukaryota; Metazoa; Chordata; Aves; Passeriformes; Muscicapidae
Gene: AIRIM
Product: AFG2 interacting ribosome maturation factor
Exons: 3
Coding region: 3-860 (285 amino acids)
Cellular component (GO): nucleus; cytoplasm
Source: RefSeq, a predicted model, not a curated record